AGGAAGAGGAAGCCGGGAAGGGUCAAAAGCAAUACAAAAGCGAAGCCUCCCGUGCUCGCUGGCUUCUGCCCUGCUGGCUGCUGCUCCUCCGGCUACAGAGCGGGCGGCCUCGGCCGUGGCGGUUUGGGGUGGGCGCCGCCGAGGUGAGGGGGUCUUGCCUUCCGCUACGCUGGUGGCUCUACUGCUCCACUAUGGAUGGAGGGGAUGACGGCAACCUUGUGAUCAAAAAGAGGUUUGUGUCGGAGGCAGAACUAGACGAGCGGCGCAAGCGGAGGCAAGAGGAAUGGGAGAAGGUCCGGAAACCCGAGGAUCCGCAAGAAUGUCCGGAGGAGGUUUAUGACCCUCGGUCUCUCUACGAAAGGCUACAGGAGCAGAAAGACAGGAAGCAGCAGGAAUAUGAGGAGCAAUUCAAAUUCAAAAACAUGGUCAGAGGCUUGGAUGAAGAUGAGACCAACUUCCUUGAUGAGGUUUCUCGGCAGCAGGAGCUAAUAGAAAAACAACGGAGAGAAGAAGAACUGAAAGAACUGAAGGAGUACAGAAGUAAUCUCAGCAAAGUCGGCAUUGCUCCAGAAAACAAGAAGGAAGUGGAGAAGAAACCGGCCGCGAAACCCGUCGACACCAAGAACAAAUUCUCCCAGGCAAAGCUGUUGGCGGGCGCCGUGAAGCACAAGAGCUCAGAGAGCAGCAACUGUGUGAAAAGGCUGAAAUCAGACCCGGACCCAGAAGACAAGAACCAAGAGGCCACCCCCUGCGUGGCGCUGAGCAGCCCGUCCCUGAGCGGCCCCUCCAUCCACUGCCCGUCGGCAGCCGUCUGCAUCGGCAUCCUCCCGGGGCUGGGCGCCUAUUCGGGCAGCAGCGACUCCGAGUCCAGCUCCGACAGCGAGGGCACCAUCAACGCCACCGGCAAGAUCGUCUCCUCCAUCUUCCGCACCAACACCUUCCUGGAGGCCCCUUAGUCCCCGUGGGCCCGGACUGGUCAGCGGCCCACGGGCAUCGAUCCUUUCCCCCUUCCAACGGCUCCUUGGCCCGCUUCCCGUGAGCGCCGUGGCCUUUUAAC
Molecule: messenger RNA, 1057 nt
Organism: Sorex fumeus (smoky shrew)
Lineage: Eukaryota; Metazoa; Chordata; Mammalia; Eulipotyphla; Soricidae
Gene: PSME3IP1
Product: proteasome activator subunit 3 interacting protein 1
Exons: 7
Coding region: 192-956 (254 amino acids)
Cellular component (GO): nucleus
Source: RefSeq, a predicted model, not a curated record